AUGGCGGCGAAAGCGAAAGCGUCGGAGAAGAAGAAUAAAGUGAUGAAAGCGUCGGAGAAUGAAUCACAGCAUUCUCCGACACUCGGUGUCCGACACUCUGUGGGCGUCGGCGGCGCCGGCGCGUCGUCCGACGACGACGACGCGACGACGAGCGUCACCGGAAACGCGCUGUGGCCCGCCACCGUCGUCGAGUCGCUCGCGUCGGAAAACUUUCAACUCGGAGAAAAGUCAGGCGCGUUCUUCUAUCUCUCACACUGGUCCCCAUACGACCGCGUCGGCGUGGUGAACGCCGAUCCUUAA
Molecule: messenger RNA, 300 nt
Organism: Micromonas pusilla CCMP1545
Lineage: Eukaryota; Viridiplantae; Chlorophyta; Mamiellophyceae; Mamiellales; Mamiellaceae
Exons: 1
Coding region: 1-300 (99 amino acids)
Source: RefSeq, a predicted model, not a curated record